Molecule: messenger RNA, 855 nt
Organism: Diprion similis
Lineage: Eukaryota; Metazoa; Arthropoda; Insecta; Hymenoptera; Diprionidae
Gene: PSMG1
Exons: 5
Coding region: 88-798 (236 amino acids)
Biological process (GO): proteasome core complex assembly
Cellular component (GO): endoplasmic reticulum
Molecular function (GO): proteasome binding
Source: RefSeq, a predicted model, not a curated record
UAUCAUGCAAUUGGUGCCAAUUUGAGUGGAGAAGAGUGAGGUUAGGUUCCCCUUAUUCAUCGCCAAGUAUUACACAAAUCAAAAACCAUGGCUCAAGUUUUCGGUGAAAUCGUUGAGCCGGAAUCGCGAGCCUUUUGGGACGACGACGAGCUCGAUGCUUCGCAAUUCCAGUAUCAACUACGAUGGUCCGGAGACAACGUGAUGCCGUCGUCGAUAAAGACUUUCCUUAUUGUCGAAGGAAGCGUCGUAUCUGACUUCACGAGAAUGUGCAGCGUCGGCAGAGGCGAAAACGAAAUAUGUUUUAUAGAACAUGGAAGAUUCAAAGCAUCGAAUAUUUAUAAAAUCAACAACGAUUUGUACGCCUGUCUCGUCAGUCCGGAUCUGGACGCGAAACACUCGACCGAACUUAUUGCGACGCUGACAGAUUUUCUGCUGAACGCCGAGAAGAUAAUAACUCUCACAUGCCAGCACGUUUCAUCGUACAAAUCAGACGUCGCGCCGAAUUCGCCGUCAUUUCUUCAAUCGCUGUCCACCAAAAACGGUAAAUCGCCGUUGAACGACGUCGAACGCGUCAAACAACCUAACAUAGUUCACGGAAUUGCGGCUGGAGUAUUGUCGUAUGCUGAAAUAUUCGGACUCUCCGCUGUUCUGUACGUACUUUACGUGGAAGAAUUUCUACUCGAUUCCGAGACAGCAGUUCCUCUGGUGAAAUUGUUUUCUGCCAUUCCAGGUAGUCUAUUACACGAUCCAGUCUUCAAGCAGAGUAGUUUUAGCAGCAGAGGUAAUUUGUACAUGUAGAUCGUAAUAUCGUAUGCGCCUUGUUUGAUAAAAUUUUUAAUAAAAAUUCUUGUUUCC